Drosophila suzukii is the source of this 2262-nucleotide messenger RNA. RefSeq names its product Vacuolar H[+] ATPase 16kD subunit 1 (gene Vha16-1). Gene Ontology annotation, cellular component: proton-transporting V-type ATPase, V0 domain; membrane. Gene Ontology annotation, molecular function: proton-transporting ATPase activity, rotational mechanism. The record is from RefSeq and is a predicted model, not a curated record. Lineage: Eukaryota; Metazoa; Arthropoda; Insecta; Diptera; Drosophilidae. Gene Ontology annotation, biological process: proton transmembrane transport.
UAAAAGCAAAGCUAAAAAACUCGUUGGCGUUCAGUAUCCGAUCCGCGCUUUUAAGCAGCAAGCCAGCCAGCAGUAACCCGAAGAGGCCAGCCACAGAGCAGCGAAUUGCUUUUAAUUAGAUUUCUAAUCACCCUAAAAAACACACAACAAACAAAGCAAAAUGUCUUCUGAAGUGAGCAGCGACAACCCCAUCUAUGGCCCCUUCUUCGGAGUUAUGGGCGCCGCCUCCGCCAUCAUCUUCUCGGCUCUGGGCGCUGCUUAUGGCACUGCUAAGUCUGGUACCGGUAUUGCUGCCAUGUCAGUGAUGCGUCCUGAACUGAUCAUGAAAUCCAUCAUUCCUGUGGUCAUGGCGGGUAUCAUUGCCAUUUACGGUCUGGUGGUGGCUGUGCUCAUUGCCGGCGCGCUGGAAGAGCCCUCAAAGUACUCACUAUACAGGGGCUUCAUUCACUUGGGAGCCGGUUUGGCGGUGGGCUUCUCUGGCCUGGCAGCCGGUUUUGCGAUCGGCAUCGUGGGAGACGCCGGUGUCCGUGGUACAGCACAGCAGCCCAGACUGUUCGUCGGCAUGAUCCUGAUUCUCAUCUUCGCCGAAGUGUUGGGUCUCUACGGCUUGAUUGUGGCCAUUUACCUGUACACGAAAUAAAUCAAUCAAUGCAAACACACAACAACAAAUAGACAAACGGCGCCCAGCAAUCAGCAAACACCAAACAGCAAGGCUGUUGCAACAACAUCAGCAGCAGCAGCAGCUUCAAGGGGAGCAGGUAAAAUUGUGUCAACCAACCGUCGAGCAACAUGCAAUGUGCAACAUCCAACAAGCAACAUUAACUCGAGCAGUGUGUGUGCGGGGCAACCCAGGCGGGGGCCGUUUGUACAUAGGAAGAACAACCAAAACCAGUCCUGCCGGGCUGCAGGAUUCCGCCAUGCACUGUGCCCAUUGGUGGCCGCCAAUUUGCACCUGUUGCUCCCCCAGUUCACCUCGAUUUGCUGGCGCGUGGUUUAGCUUAGUUAUUUUCCGUUCAAAAUCAGUCUUAAACAUGAGGAAAACAAUUUGCAGUUAAGUUCAUAAAGUUGUAAUAAUUAUGAUUUUUGCUAUAUCAAGAAAUCCUUCUCUUUUACUUAUUAUUUUGCGCUCCACAAUUUUGUGUGCUCUUUGUUAUUUGUUUUUUCCAUUAUUAUUAUUAAAUAAUGUUUAGUGUAUAUGUAAAGUUCGUUAAACAAAAAGAAAAAAAUUGUAAAGAAAUCAACAACCAACAACAAUUGUCAGAAGAAACUUUGUACAUUUGCAUUGAGCCUGACGUGGCUGCAACAAAAUCAGAUCAACAAAUUUAGCGAAAGGGCCAAAACAACAACAAACAAACAAGCAGCAGCAGCAACAACAUCAAUGCUUCCGCCCGCUGUCAUCCGGCGCGACAUCGUACCGCUCUCCGCCGCAUACCGCUGUUUGGGCGCACUCCGCCCCCCUAGAAUUGGUGGGUGGGGUGGAAGCUCAGUACGGCGGGAGCUGGAGAGUUGUUGCUGGACGGCUGGGCGGGAUGCGGACGCUUGGCAAUACUUUAACGUCAACUGCGAAAAACCAACUACAUGCAAUCAUUCACACACACACACACAAAAAACCAACACACACACACACAUACAAAAUGUAACUAAGUCCUAUGUUUAUUUUUAAUUAUUGUUCAAUUCUAAGAAUAAUAUAUUAAAAAUUAAUAAUAAUAAAUUAUAUAUAUAAUUAUGAUUUUUUGUGAUAAGAAAAAGAUGGUAAUACAAACAAUUACGGUAUUGAUAUACAUAAUAUAUACAAAAUAUAUAUAUAUAUAUAAACAAGAACAAGAAAUCAUAAACAAUUAUACAUAUUAACAUGAGAAAGUUGUUAUAAAACGUACGAAACAAUACAAAUCAAGUGAAUGAAUGUACUGCGACAAAACUGAGAAAAACAAAAUACUGCAAAAUAACAACAACCACAACACACAAUUUUUCCGCUGUUAUUGUAUAGUAAAGAAAAUAUUAUAUAUAUAAAAUAUAUAUUAUGUAUAAAAUAUUAACAAGAAAUUGUAGUAGCAAAAUUAUAAACCAACAAACAAGAAUACCAAUAACAAAAGUCGUGCAAGCAGAACCCAAAAAAGCGUAGACGAAUGUUGCAAAUGAAACUCAUACCAACAAGAACAAGAACAACAACAACAACCGCAUUAGCAACAAGAAAUCUACUACAAAAAUCCAACAAAAAAAAAUUGUAAAAUCCCAACAAAUUAGAAGUUAUAAGCAGCAACA